Molecule: messenger RNA, 1641 nt
Organism: Hyposmocoma kahamanoa
Lineage: Eukaryota; Metazoa; Arthropoda; Insecta; Lepidoptera; Cosmopterigidae
Gene: Argl
Product: argininosuccinate lyase
Exons: 8
Coding region: 113-1555 (480 amino acids)
Cellular component (GO): cytosol
Molecular function (GO): argininosuccinate lyase activity
Source: RefSeq, a predicted model, not a curated record
UCUGACCCAUCUACCCUUUCACAUAAUAUGCCUCUAACGAGAUAACGCAGUUGUUACCAAAAUCUCAAUUUAUCACGAAACUCCUCGAGUUCGCUUUGUUAGAACAAAGAUAAUGUUCUCAUCAGACAACGAACCUGCAAUCCGCUACCAACUCUGGGGAGGAUGUUUCGAGGAAGGGCCCUCCGCUGUUUUACGACGCCUUAACGACUCGCUUCCAAUCGACUCGCGACUCUAUCGCGAAGACAUCCAGGGCAGCCGCUGCUGGGCUCAAGAGCUUCACCGCAGUGGUUACCUUGCAAUGAAGGAUAAUGAAGAAAUACAACAGGGACUUAAUAAAGUAGAAAAAGAUAUAGAAGUAGAGUUAUCAGCGAAAGGAAAAUUAUCCGAUCCCGAAGAAGACAUCCACUCCGUAGUAGAGCGUCGGUUACAUGACCAUAUCGGCGACGCGGCUCUACGCCUACACACGGGUCGCAGCCGAAACGACCAAUCCGCAACCGAUACCAGGUUGUGGAUGCUGCAGGGGCUCCCAAGACUGAAGGAUAUACUUCUGGAAGAUAUACUGGUGUUGCUGAAUCGAGCAGAAUCUGAAAUAGACAUCAUUGCUCCGGGGUACACGCAUCUCCAAAGAGCUCAACCUAUUCUGUGGAGCCAUUUCCUCUUGAGUCACGCCUGGUUUCUUCGUGAUGACGUGUUGAGACUGGACGAGCAGACUAGUCGCUUGUCAAGAAGUCCGCUGGGGAGCGGGGCCUUAGCUGGCUGUGCUUUGGCUAUAGACCGAAGCAGACUAGGCAAGAGUCUUGACUUCGCUGACAUUACACCUAACUCUAUGUUUGGUGUUGGUUGCAGGGACCAUAUUGUGGAAUUUCUAAAUUGGGCAUCUUUAUGUGGCAUACACCUCAGCCGUCUGGCAGAAGACCUUAUCAUUUACAGCUCACAGGAAUUUGGUAUUGUAAAAUUUUCGGACCAAUUUUCUACUGGCUCUAGUUUAAUGCCACAAAAACGAAACCCUGAUGGUUUGGAAUUAGUUCGUGGCGCAGCUGGACUUUUUCUUGGGGACAGUUUUUCAUUUAGCUGUACGUUGAAGGGGUUGCCAAGUACAUAUAACAAAGAUCUGCAAUCGGACAAAGAGCUGUUGUUUAGAUCAUACGACAGGUUGUUGGAUUGCCUUAAAAUAAUAGGUGGAAGUGUUAGUACUAUGGAGGUAAAUGCCAAAAGAGCGCUAAAUUCCUUGGACCCAGGCAUGCUAGCAACUGACUUGGCGCUCGCGUUAGUUCGACGUGGGGUGCCUUUUCGACGAGCACACCAUUUAGUGGGAACCGCACUAAAGAGAGCAGAGGUUUUAGGCGUAGAUUUGCAAACUUUGCCACAUAAAGAAUAUACAGCCAUCUGUCCUGAAUUUGGUAAUGACGAAGAACUCAAAAAUGUAUUCUCAUGGAAAGCAAGCGUGGAACAGUACACUAGUGCCGGUGGAACAUCGCGAGCUGCAGUGGAGCAACAGCUGAACGAACUGCGUACAUGGUUUCGAUCUUGCAGCAAACAAUUAAAAUUUCAAUAAAUCGUACUGCUUAAAGCUUGGCAAAUAGAAUCACCAGAUAAAUUACUUACGUACCUAAAUUGCAUAAGUACUGUACCAAUAAAAAA